UUCUACAAAAGGUCUUCCCACGUUUCGUGGUCGAAGCAACCGAAGCCGACAGAACCACAUCGGCCUCCUUUUUCAUCAUCAUUGUUGUGGCUGUAAUUCAUAAUCCCAAUCUCAGCCAAAAGAAAGCGCAAGAGAUAGCAGAUAAUAGCAGAUAAUAGCGAGAGAAAAAUGUUUGGUGGAGGCAUUCCCUUUGAACACUUUGCCCACGGCGGUGGCGGCAUGCCAGGGGGCGGCAGGGGCGGUGGUAGCAGUGAACCACCCGAGACGACCAAGCUCUACGAAACUCUGGAGGUAGAAAAGACUUCCACGCAAAAAGAAAUCAAGAAGGCUUACUUCAAGCUUUCCAAAAUCCAUCAUCCAGACAAGGGAGGAGAUGAACACAAGUUUAAGGAAAUCAAUGCCGCGUACGAAAUUCUGUCCGACCCCGAGAAGAGAGAGAAAUACGACAAAUACGGAUUGGAGGGAGUCAAUGACGGUCACAACUACGGAGGUGGCGAAGCCGAAGACUUGUUUAGCAUGUUCUUUGGCGGAGGCGGCCGUCGACGAAGUGCUGGUCCACGCAAGAGUCCCAGUCUCCAACACGCCAUCAAGGUAUCUCUGGAGGAUCUCUACAAUGGCAAGACUGUCAAAUUGGCCAUUAACCGCAAGGUGAUUGUGGGGGAUGUCAAGUCGUGCGAUUCCUGUGGUGGACAGGGAAUUAAGCUAGAAGUCCGUCAGUUGGGACCUGGAAUGAUUACUCAAGUGCAGCGACAAUGCCCCGACUGCGGAGGACAAGGCAAUACUGCCAAAACCAAAUCGGAGCGAAAGGUAUUGGAAGUUCAUGUCGAAAAGGGAAUGGCCCACAACGAAAAAAUUACUUUCCGUGGAAUGGCAGAUGAACUGCCCAAUAUGGAACCAGGAGAUAUCCACUUUAUUAUUCAACAAAAGGAACACGAUUUAUUCCGACGAAAGGGGGCUGAUCUCCUCGUCACCAAGGAUGUCAGUCUCAAUCAAGCACUCACUGGGUUUUCGUGGAAAAUCAAACACUUGGAUGGGCGUGACAUUAUGAUCAAAACCAAGCCUGGCCAGAUUAUUCAAUGCGAAACCACAGACAGUGAAAGCGGACGAACAUUGCCGUUCAUCAUGAUGGUCAAGGACGAGGGAAUGCCCAGUCAAGGGAACCCGUUCGUCAAGGGCAACAUGUACAUUGCCUUUCAUGUCAAGUUCCCCACAACACUGGAUGCCAAUGUCAUUUCCACUCUGCGGUCGUUACUUCCCGAUGCUGAUAUCGAGGAGGAAUACGACCCGGAACAAGUAGAAGAGCAUUUCUUGGACGAGGCGGAACUCAAACACUUUGGAAAGGGAGGAGCUGCCGUGUCUUCGAAUGAGUACGACAGUGACGAUGAAGGUGGCGGCCCGCAACCGGUGCAGUGCCAGCAAUCAUAGCGUGUCCGCAUUGGUUUUUAGAGGAGAUUCUUAGUUCGCAGCGCGAAACACAUGAGGAGGAGGAGGAGGAGGAAUGAACGAUGGGGUUGAAGGCACAGGUUGUUGAUAUGAGUAACAUUAUAUUUAGAGAAUGAUAUUGACCAUCUUUUGUCUUGGCGUUCGGGCUGCAACACUGUGCACAUGGAAAGUGCAAUGAAUACAUGUACCCCACUGCUAGCUAGCUAGUGCGGUACAGUAGGCCACAGCUGCCAAUCAUGAGACGAGGGCCAGGACCAGGUCCUCCGAAGCUGCAUUUCCACAGUUCCGACACCGCCCGCAAUUUCGGUUUGUGAAGAGGUGAACCUUCGGUCUACUGUAUCCCCAAAAAUCAUGAAAAAGCCGGCUAUACUGGCUAGCUCCCCCAAACUACCUCAGUCUAUUUUAUUUACAACAGAGGUACCAGAGAGUUAGAAGAGAAGCAAACAUAAUAUUUUCACAGAAGAAUUUGAGGAAGCACCUCUUUGGUUACUACUAUAAAAUUUUAUGAAGAUUUUAGACAGAAGAGGUGCAAAGAAAAACUGAUGGUAGUUUUUGAGUCCCACAAAAGUGACGCGAGUCUUUUCAUACUACACAGGUAUUUUAAUUUUAAACAACAUGAUAGUUUUAGCCAAAGAUCAGAAGAGGUGCAAAUAUGUUUCAUUGGAAGGAUUUGAGUGGCCAGCGAUCGCCAGCGAUCGCCAGCGAUCGCCGGCGAUCGCCAAUUGCACCUCUUGGGUUAACAACUUUAAAUUUUUUAGAAGUUUUUAGACAGAAGAGGUGCAAAGAAAAACUGAUGGACUCUUUUGAGUCCCACAAAAG
Molecule: messenger RNA, 2262 nt
Organism: Seminavis robusta
Lineage: Eukaryota; Bacillariophyta; Bacillariophyceae; Naviculales; Naviculaceae
Source: the annotation of a GenBank genome assembly